AUGCCUGGAGUACCUGAACAGCGAGGCAGAAAGCGCAAAAUUACAGAUGAUCAGCUGUGCAAGAUGGAUGAUUUACUUAAAAGUGAAGGCUUUGAAGCUCGCUCCUUGAGCUGGCAAGCCAUGGCCUGGGAGUGUGGCAUCACAGGCCUCUCUGACCGAACAAUUUCACGAGCCAUGGGCAAGCUCUACAUUGCACGGAAGAGGGGAGAGAGGUACUGCAAUGACUGCAUUCAAAGAAGAGAGGAGAAGGAUCAACACGACAAGGAGAUAAAGAAGGUGCAUGCCUGGGCAGCUGUUGGCUACAACUUCAAGUCUGAUUUGGUCUUCUAUGAGAUAGAGUCCAACAAGAACAGCAAGAUGACACAGCAGGCAUACAUUGGCCAGAUUCUUGAGCCUCAUGUAAAGAGGUGGCUUGAUAGAGGUGACUAUUUCACCCUUGAAGAAGAUGGUGAUUCUGGCCAUGGCCCAGGCAAAGGCAAGAAUAUUGUCAAAACUUGGAAAGAGCAACACCAUUUACAGUACUUCUUUAACUGCCAUUCAUCCCCAGACCUUGCACCUAUUGAGAACUGCUGGCAGCCAUCCAAGAAGUAUCAUGCCUCAAAGGCUUAA
This is a messenger RNA of Macroventuria anomochaeta, 609 nucleotides long. RefSeq lists its product as uncharacterized. NCBI's taxonomy places the organism in Eukaryota, Fungi, Ascomycota, Dothideomycetes, Pleosporales, Didymellaceae. The transcript has 3 exons. Gene Ontology annotation, molecular function: nucleic acid binding. Bases 1 to 609 code for a protein of 202 amino acids. The record is from RefSeq and is a predicted model, not a curated record.